UAAUUAAAAAUAUGUAACACGAAGUGGUGCAUGUACUUACAAACGGAUCCACACGCAUACGAUUCUACUUUUCAUCUACAUCUAGAUCAACAACUCACAUCCUCUAUCCAUCCAUCUAUCUAUCUAUCUAUCUAUUAGAACAGUAGACAUGCUUAAGACACCAGAUCAUCAGGUUGCCGGACAUGAAGCGGGGGUCGGGAAGCUGGGCCCACUCGUUGAUGAUUCGGGCCGGUUUUACAAACCUCUUCAGGGAGAUCAACGCGGGUCUGAAGAAGUCGCCUUUUACGAAUCGUUUUCUUCCAACACGAAUAUCCCAGAACAGAUACGCAAAUUCUUCCCUGUAUAUUAUGGCACCAAAGUCAUGAAGGCGUCCACCGGGUCAGACCACCCUCACAUUGUGUUGCAAGAUCUUACAUCAGCCAGUCCUAACCCGUCUGUAAUGGACAUCAAAAUCGGGUCUAGAACGUGGGGCCCGGAAGCUUCCGACGCGUACAUUGCAAAAUGUUUGAAAAAGGAUAGGGAAAGCACAAGCACCCCACUCGGGUUCAGAAUAUCCGGGCUGCAAGUUUAUACCGGUGAGGAAUCAGGGUUUUAUAAGCCCGAUAGAGAUUAUAUGCGUAAAACCGGACUAGAUGAUGUUAAACUCAUUCUUAGGAAUUUUGUUUCUUCUAACCCGUCUUCAGAAACGGGCCAGGGCCCGGGCCCAGAUUGUUCUUUAGUAUCUUAUGUGUAUGGUGGGCCCAAUGGGAUUUUGGCUCAAUUGGUGGAACUGAAGACAUGGUUUGAAGAUCAAACAAUGUACCACUUUCAUGCCUGUUCUUUGCUAUUCAUGUUUGACCAGAGGUUGACUUUAGAAGGAGCCCGGUCAAAUGCGGUAGUCAAACUUAUUGAUUUUGCACAUGUUACAGAUGGUAAUGGUGUUAUUGAUCAUAAUUUCUUGGGUGGGUUAUGUUCCUUGAUAAAGUUCAUUUCGAACAUAGUUGCAGAGGCAAACGAUCAUACCGGUACAAACGGAGAGGUUGAAGUUUGAAAUUGUCCGUUUUUGUUGCUGCUUUUUAAUAAUUUGUCAAGACAAGUUAUUUGAUUUGUAAUCAUGUUAUGUUCUCUUAAUGAAUCACUGUUUUGCUGAUACAUUUACUCUCAUCUUUGACCCAUCA
Molecule: messenger RNA, 1157 nt
Organism: Helianthus annuus (common sunflower)
Lineage: Eukaryota; Viridiplantae; Streptophyta; Magnoliopsida; Asterales; Asteraceae
Product: inositol polyphosphate multikinase alpha
Exons: 2
Coding region: 149-1030 (293 amino acids)
Biological process (GO): inositol phosphate biosynthetic process
Cellular component (GO): cytoplasm; nucleus
Molecular function (GO): inositol tetrakisphosphate kinase activity; inositol-1,4,5-trisphosphate 3-kinase activity
Source: RefSeq, a predicted model, not a curated record